UGUCGGCUGCAGAUGUUGUUAAUAGGCCUGUGUAGCAACGGAAAGCACAUCGUUUAUCUGCAUGAGGCGGUGCCUGUGUCUUUACGAUAAUAAGACUUUGUUAUGGUCACCUGCAGUAAGAGAGGCUUUUAAAAGGCUGAUAGAAGAUGGAACGCAAGUAGAGACAGCAGUUGUAAGAUGCGCGUAUUGCGUUCAGUAUUAGGAGGAUGUAUGUGUGUGGUAGCAUGUGUGGUGGUUUUAACCACACUCACUUCCACACCACCUGCAGGACCAGCCAUCCAUUCCAUAGUAUCACACAACUUAAAGGAAGAGCUUGAGGGAAAAAUGACUUGUGAUCAACGCCAUCUUGAAAGCCUUGGUUUUAUUGAUGAACCCAUUCUCUACCCUCAUCAUUCAUGGGAUAAUCUUAGUACCCCAGUAAUAGCAUCAGCAGUAGCUAGUGGAGAAGUAUGGCAGGUAGAGGGAUUGUUGUCUGUUGCACAACAGAUGUCAUCCAAUUUGACUGUGGUUGUAUACAGCCUCGAUUUACCUUCCACUGAACUUGAACAGUUGGAGAAUACCUGCAAUACAUCAUGUGCGAUGGUUAAAUUUGACUUUGGUGCUUAUCCAUCUCAUGUGAGAGAUUUUAGGCUCAAGGCUUAUCGGCCAAUUAUCAUACAGGAAUUAUUAGUUCGGACAGGAGCAGUCUUAUGGUUGGAUGCAUCUGUAAGACUGUUGGUCGACACUCAUGAAUCAGGAGUUACUUCAGAUAAGAUAGAAGAGUGGAGCAAUGUUGUUUUGAAAAAUGGAGGUGUCUUGACUUGGCCUUUGCUGAGUGUUUCACUUUUACCGACAGCUGCUCUCACUCACCCCAAUAUGUUUCCAUUUUUCCAUACUGACAAACACAACUAUGAUUUUCAACAGAUGGGAGAUGCUGGUACAUUACUAGUUUAUAACAAUGCUGGAGUCCACGAUUAUUUGAUGAAGCCUUGGGUGUCAUGUGCAUUGACUCAGAAUUGCAUUAGUCCUAUUGGUGCUCAGGACACAGGGUGCAGGUAUGACAAAAAGCCACUGUUCCGUUACUCUGGAUGCCACCAUUAUGAUGCGUCAGCUUUUAAUGUGGCAUUAGGAGUCAUGUUUUCCUAUGAUACACGGCCGUACCUCGCUGCAUCCUCUCCCUUCAUUAGAGUUUCACGGAAGGAAAGUGCUGAAGCUGAUAAUUUGGCUGGUGAAGGUAGGACAAAUAAUUCAGUAAGAGAAAUUAUAAAAAGAGAUCAUAUUGGCAUUUUCGAUCCAGACUCUAUUGGUCCAUCACUGAGAAAUAGUUUGAAUAAUCUCAUGCCUACCAACAAAGACACAAUUCACUUUGACACUAAGGAGGAACAAGAUGUGAACUUUGUGAGUAAUGGUAAAGUUAAAAACUUGAAAUCACCCAAACAAACAUCGUACAACUCAGAUAGCAAAAAUGAACAUUGACGUGAAUUUCACCCUGGUGAGGGUUCUGCUUAUUUUCUUGCAUUAUUGCUUAUUAUGUUCCCAGAAAUGUUCCAACUGCAGUAGAAUUUUACUGUUCAAAGGAUGUGGAAUGUUUUCAAGGAGAAUUCAGGUUACUUUCAUGCCACAAGAAUGAGUUUUACUCAUCUUUGAAAUAUUACCUUGGUGCUUAUUUUUUUAAAGUUAUGAAAAAGCUAGUGCAUUAGUAUAACAGAAAUCCUAGAACAUAUACAAAAAAGUGGCCAGUCUGUGGAAAGUGUUAGAGGCUAUUACUACUCUGUAUGUGAGCUUCUUUUCCAAGUCAGAAAUGUCAUCUUCAUAAGUCAAGUGCACGCUUAGUGUAUACGUAAAAAAGCAAAUUAAUUGUCGUAAAGUUUCAUAAACUGUUGGUGUUAAGAGUUUAGGAAACAGGUGUUGGAGAAUAAUAACUUUCAUUUUGAGGUUACAUUAACAUGAGGCAGAAUAAUUCAAUAAACACUUUGGUAAUGAUUGCUUUACCAUUGUAUAAUACAUACGCAUUAGUACUACUCAAAAUGUAAGAUUUUAGAGUAAAAAUAAAAAAGCCAAAGAGAUAGAUCAGAUAAAAACAAAUCUGGGUAUUAUGUAUAAGAAUAGUGGAAGCAGUGGUUGAAGGAUGUCCAGUAGACUAUUGUUAAAGACAAAAAUAGACAGCAGAGGUUGAAGGAAGUUCAGUACACCAUUAUCAAAGACAAAAUAUGAACUAGAAAAUUAUAAUUUGCAAUUAUAGGUAAUCAACUUUACUGCUGCACUCUGUGAACACGUUGUGCAAAAUACUGAAUAUGUUGAUACAUAUUGGAAAUAUUAGAUUGCGUAGAAAGCUGUCUAGUUUUAUUUUUCAGGAUUUUAUAAUUAUAUGCUGGAUGCACUGCUGUAAGCAUGGAGGCAAAAUGUGCUCUUUGAUAUAGCUUGCAUAGAAUUAAUUGUACUCAAGUACACAACUGUAAAGCAGAAGGAAAUAUGUUGACUGUUACUAGACAUUGCUUUUAUAUGGGCUACAUACCUUCCUCUCCCCAAGAGGAUUGUGAUAUUGUUGUUAGAGAAAAGCCUAUACUCUACUGCUCAUGAUAGAGCACUAGUAAAAUUUUAUUUUUAUAAUGGGUUGCUUGUAAUGCAAGCAUAACUAGCAUCCUGGUUUUGUUACAUGAACACUGAAGAGGAUAGGGACAGUUUUAUCAAUGGAUGUUCAUCUUGAGGCAUGUUAGAAAUUUACCCUAGAAGAAAUAUACAGAAUUCUUUAUCAUUUUUUUCUGCUAGUAGCUUCAGCUCAAUUUAGUCAGUACCUUAAGCAAAAAUAUUUUUAUUUAGAAUAUUUAAUAACUUGUGGUUAUAUUAACUAUAGUAUCAGAUAAGUUGGGUGUUUACGCACUUUAUAAAGCUGUAAGUGGUUAUUUCUAUUGCUUUGGAAUUAGACAUAGUGUACAUAAAAUGCUGUAUAGUUAUAAUAAGUUGAUAUGAAUUACUAAUCUAUUACUUUUUAUACUUUUACUAAUGACAUUAAUGAAUGAAGAGGUAGUCUAGAGAUUGGCCAGCUCAACUGUGUCUUGCCUUCUGUUUAAUGUGUACAGAUGGCCCAUCAUAUAUUCUUAAAAGCCAGACCAGAGCAUAUCAGGCCUUUUUUCUUCCUUUGUGUGCAUCACAGUGCUUCAAAAUGAUGAGGAUGAUAUUCUGAGGACAAAAAUGAUCGUAGAAGGAAUUUAAAAGUGUGGUUGAGAAUAAAUGAACAUUGAAGUAAUCAUAACAAGGAAAGCAGGCUAUCAGUUAACGUAACAUUAAAACCAAUCACAACCAGGGCAUUCUAGUCAUCCAGCUAUUGAUCACAAUUAGAAUGAAGGUAAGAACACUUAUGAGCAUGGUUAAGGACUUGCUCACUGGCUAUGCAUUCAUUAGUCAGGCAGCCACAAAUCAAGCCAAGCAGAUACUAACCAGUAGCAAACAAAUGUUUAUCUAAUCAUCUUAGCCUUUACCAAUUUUUAGCCAUCAAGGAAUAUAUAUUUGUUAUCGGCAAGAACUUAUCAUUUUAAUAGAUACUAAUGAACAGAAGGAACUAGAAACUUCUUUGUGACAAUGGACAUGCCCAAAGUUACAACCACUGUCUGAUAAGAAUGUUCAUUGAAUGGGAUGGAAGAAGCUAUGCCAGAAGUGUGUUUUUUAGACAAGAAAUGUAAUGCAUAGCAGCAAAUCCUGUAAAAGCAUAUGACAUUCAUAGUGAUAUUCAUCAGACAACAAUUUAGUUUUAAUUGGUAGUACAUGCUUCAGUGGCAUAACCCAAAUAGCCUGCCAUUGGGUAUUCUCUUGGCAGAUCCAGUGCCAGAGGUGUCAUUCAUGGGUGCAUCCAUAUGGGGUGGGCUUCAUUUGGUUGACUUGAAAAUGUCAAGGACAUAUUACUACAAAUCAAGGUACUUUAUUGACAUAUCAUUAAAGAGGGCAUGUUAAUCUGGAACUAACAGGAAGUCCUUAUAAGGUCCUCAGGUUGGAAAGAUGCUGGUAUUCAUGUCAAAUAAGUCAACUGUUGUCAUAUAUCCAAGGAACCAAGAUGGAGAUCUGAUGUAUGAUUUGGGAUCAUGAUCCACAACUAGGCUGAGAAGAAGAAUAUCUAGUUGGUUCAUAGAUGUGUUCCAGGAAGGAAUAACUUGAUAAAGUAAAUUAUAGUUUUGGACAUGUUUAUAGGUUUGGGUGUUUGAUAAUUAGUGUUUGUCGAUAGAAUUAUCAAAAGUAUGCUGUGGUCGGUUCUCUGUGACACCAAUAAUAAACCCCUUAUUACCAAUUUAGGUAGUGAAAUUUUAAAUGACUCGGCAAAACAUACUAUUAUACAGCAUUAAUGUAUUGCUUUACUUUUAAAUGUAUUGUGGAAGGUUAUUUUUCAUGAGGAAUUAGGGUUUGGAGAUUUUUUACAGUUUUAUCUGAUUAUUGUAUUUUGCAUACUGAUCACAGAGAUAUGGAAUUUUAAUUUGAUGUUUAACUGCACAAAGAUAUACAGGCAACACAGUAGAUUACUAAAAUAAUCACACACACCACUUCCAUAACCAAUUAAGCUACAAUCCCAGCUUGUUUCACUCUCAUGGCUAAAUCACACCUCGUAAACACUAUUCUUAGUCUAGUUUAUGAGGUAAUGGACGUUCCUACUGUAUCAUUAUUAUGAAGUAUUUUAUUGAGACCUCUUCAUUCACAAUUUUGGAUUCUUGGGCUUGAUCAAAGGAUUUUUCCCAAAUGAAAGGGGAAAAUUAGACAAGGGUAAAACUGGAGCUGCCUCUGUCAUCAAGGACUACAGGUCAGCCGUUUCUUGAAUACUAUUGCUAACUAAAGAGCUAAAUCUCUUAAAUUUGGCAGGUACUAAUGAAUUUUCUGAAUUUUAAGAGAAAACUCUUGGUACUCUACAACUGUUUUUUUUUUAUUGACAUCAAGAGUUUGUAGAUGGGGAAGUGAACUCAUUUGAUUGCUAAUCGAGGAUGGCCCUUUAUGGAUUUUUGGCAGAUAGCUUUGCUCCCCACUGCAGUACCUGCAUGUGAGGAACUUAAGGGUUAGGGAAAAGAUGGCUCCCUUCUGUGAGCAUUUUUGCAGUAAGUGGAGAAGUGUAGUAGAUCCUACAACCUACAUUCACUUUAUUUAUUUCCUUGUGCAUGUCAGUGAAAGUUGCACAUAAAGUGAUCUCAAGAAAAACCAUCUCAUUCUUGAUGAGGGAGGUGAUAUCCAAGGUAUGAAGUUAUGCCCGAAAAUAGAUUCAAGUACACUCAUCAAGGUAAUAAUCUACGAGGUAAAAGCCUUCUUCAGACUUAUUGAUUUUUUGAAAACCAUACGUAUUAAUUUUUCAUACAAAACCAUGGCUUAUUUAUAGCCCAUGCUUGUUAUUAUUAGUAAUAGGGUUUAAUUUUUCCAGACCUCUGAGUCUUAAGUAGACUCUUCUCAGGCUGGUGAGCCCAUGCUUGUAGUCUUCAAAUGCCCGGAACAUUUCAGUCUUUUGUUAACAGACAGGUUGGAGGUAUGUAGUCUUGCACAUGCAUCCAUGAUUCUCCAGCAGUUAAUUUCCUUAUGCAUAUAAUUUUCUAAAAUUGGACAGGGAAUUGUAAAUUGAAAUAAAAGAUAAAUUGCAACUACAAAUGUCAAAAACAUAAUGGCAAACACAAGUCAAUUUAUCAAAACUGGACACGUAACUUUAAAAAUAAAAUUCACAAUACCAAGAAAGAAAAAACACAAAAUUUGAUCCUACCGGAUAUAUACCUAAAGUUAACAAAAGGCCAUUGAAGCCUUUUCAUUAAUGCAGAGACAAUUAAAAACACAGGUGGAGCUAAACAAGCAAUAAACAAAUAGUAAUGGACAGACUAGAAAUCGUCUUAUAGAAUAGUAUUUUAUUGAAUACACACAAGGCUAAGAGGGCAAAGAUUGAACAGAACUAACUAGAGGCAAAAACCAAAGAAAAGUAACUUGUUCAUACCAAGAUACUUACUCAUGCUGGAAACCUGUUUAAGAGAAAAUUAGAACAAGUCCAGUACUUCCAGUCAUUCCUAUCACUUAACUGCUCUCCAGAAAGAUGUGAAGAAAUGGAAACCCAGCAAAGCAGAACUUUUACCCAAAUUUUUAUAUUGCACUGAUAAAAAAAAAAAAGCGAGUGGAAGAACUAUUGUUUUUGAUUAGUGAUAAUUAAAUGAAAUGUUGAAAUAAUCUUUGGAAUAUUGGGAAAUCAGUCUACUUUUUUUAGGAUUUAGUGAACCACUUACAUUAUGGCAAACGUGAAAAGUGAUUUGGUUAAGUACUGGGAACUUUGGAUCUGUUAGCGUAUGCUCAGCACCACCAUUAAUCUUGUGUCUGUUAAAACACUGAGUGCUUAGGAUAUUGAAGACCACAGAGGUGAGUUUUUUUUUAUAAGAAAUAGGUUUAUGAUGAAACAAAUAUUUUGAUCAAGUUUUUGCUACAGGGUACUGUUUGUUGGAGAAUGUAACUCCCUAAAGUAUGGAUGAAUUUUCUAGCAGACUGGUAGGCUGGAUGUGCACUAUAUCAUAUCAAUUUAUCAUCUUAUUCUUGAACACCUUGAAUCAGCCUUCAAUUUGCACAUAAAUAUGUUGUCAUUAAUUCCUCCAGAGUGGGUUUUGAUAUACAUAGUAUCUGUUUGGUUCUUAGUGGGACAGGGAUCAAGGUCAUUAAAGAUUUAUCUGAUAUACUGCAGGGAUCCAAGGGCAUUAAAGAUGUACUACCUGAUAUACUGCAGGGAUCCAAGGACAUUACAGACAUACCUGAUAUACUGCUUCUGAAUAUGUUGAUUACAGUAUAUCGAUUGUAAUUAAAGCUAAGACCUUGAGCAAGUUCCAGGCACCAAAAACUAACUUGCCAGUAAUACCAAAUAGGUUGGGUGUUGUUGCUGGUGAAUCAGAAUUCUCUUAAUCUCCAUAAACAUCUGUUUUUCAUUGUGCACUGUAUGAACCUGAAUUUAUUUUAGGAUUUUUAUUUCAAGUGCACAAACCUGAUUUAUUAUUUUAUGCAAAAAGUUCUCCCCCUUCCCAUUUUGACACAUCUCUGAGCACUGACAGGAAAGGAAGUUAGUGUUUGUGAAUGCCAGACAAAGGUCUUUCUAUGAUGGAUGUACACUACAGCAUUACUCACUGUAAGUAACAGUUUAACUAAGUUUUAAUUAUUUUGGCAAGUCACAAUGGCAUUAGUAAAGGUAUAAAUAACGAUAGUAAGUUUAUAUCUUUGAAACUAAAAAUAUUAAAUUUUAAACAAAUUUGCAAUGCUUUAUAAAUAAACUUGGAUUUUUCAUGGAAUUGUGAUUCUUGAAAAUAUUGGGUGAAUAUUGUUUCAAGUGACCUAAAAAAAUGUUGUAUUUCAUAGUUCGUUGAAUUUUAGAAAAAUUGUUAAAAAUGGACAGUAAUGUCAUAUAACAGCUUAUCACCUUGCAUAAAAUUAUAGUGUUUGAGAUCUGAUCAGUAAAAAGGCACACUCAUCUUGUCAACUAAAAAAAUUUAUUUUGGUAUUUUAUGGAAAACUAUUUUCUGGCUGUGUAAUGUCAUUUGUAAUUAGUUUUAUAUCUAUUAAAUCAGAUAAUGACUUCUUACUGAUCAAAAAAGGAUUUCUCAGAAAAUAAUUUUUCUUAAUGUUCAACUAAGUACCAGGAACCCUGUAAAAAAAUUGUUUUUUGAGAAGUCCUUUUUUGUUUAGUAAGAGUUCAUUAAAAUGGUUAAAAGUCAAAAAAUAUUUGGAGCAACGUUGUCAUUAAAUUUUUUUAGGUAAAUGUUUUUGGGCAUGUUUGUUACCAAAGAAUCUUAUUUUCAUUAAAUAUAAAAUGCCUUAUAUAGCCACACUUUCCGUGUGCAGUUAGCAAUUUUUUUUACUUGAGAAUCUAGUGUAAUUUGGUGUUCAUCAAGCUGACUACAAAUGAAUAUUGAACCUUGUUAAGAGGAACAUUUGGAAAGUCAAUUACACCACUCUCAAGUUUUCAUGUUUUAGUUUAUGGUCAUUGAAUUUAUAAUAUUUUAAAUGUCUUUCUGUCCUCCGAAAAAGGAUUUGACUGGCUUAUAAUUUUCCAUUCUUUGUAAUUUAACUACAUCUUUGUCAUAACAGAAAAUCAAGUGUCGCAGCUUCCUCUUGUUAAGUAUAUAUUAAUUUUCUCUUAUAAGAACUGGGAGUUUUCAUUAAUUACUUUGGAAUUAUCUAUUGUUAGAAGUUUUGGGGAUUAAGAUUUAGAAGCUAGUUUGUGGGAACUUCUUUUUUAGUUAUUUACAUAAUUUGUUAUCAAAACUGGGGUACAUUUAUGUAUCCAACUACUAUACUAAAUUAAAAUUAGAGUGGAAAACAUUUUGCAAAAGGACAGCUGAAGUAUGUCUUAUUAUAUUAACAUGCAUUUUUUAAUCAUUCAUUUAAGGCAUUGCCUGAACUUAUUAAUUUAGUUGACAUGACACAAAUAUCUUGCACUAAUUACUAAUUGUGGCUUGGGAAGUUUGCAAAAUUGUGGCUAUAUUGCUCAAGGGAGAGUCCAUUUUGUUAUUUUAGAAGUCUGAUUUUGUAUUUGUUGUAAAACUAGUAAGACUUUCCUUGUCUUUGUCUUUGUUUGUUAUAGAAUGGAAAUUAGCUAAAAUGUAUGGUAAUAAGAAAUAUAGGAUCACAUAUAGAAAGCCAGUUUUGUGUACAGGUUGUAGGUAGUGAUAUAAAUUUUGUACCUUAGUUUUAUCAGUACUGUAAUACUUGACAUCUAGUUUUCACAAGCAUUAAGCUAUGAGUGGCUGUCUCUUGAUAUCCUGUCUCACUGCUGCUUCAAAAUUCACUUUUCUAUGAGAUCAUUUUGCUGGGGUGCUGUUGAAGCUAAUUCUGGUGCUUUUGUCAUUUCCUUGUGCAUCAUUGAAAGCAUAAAGACCAUAAUGCCUGCUGAAAACAUAUACAUAGAUGAUUUUUAUUAGUAUAUAUUGAUUUGAUAAGAUUUGUUGUGCUUUUUCUAGGAAUGGAAUUAGUUACAAUGCAUUUGCCAUUUUCUACAUGGAACAAAUGAGUAUACAUACAGAGAAGGAAAUCAAAAUCAUGGCUGAUUUGGAUUGAUUCCCAAUUCUAUUUCUGAGUGUUUUAUUUUAACAGGAAACUAGAUUCCUUGGAUUUUAGUUCUUUCCCUGUUGUUCUGCAAGUAACUAUGAUGUUUUCUUUCCUAUAUAAAUAGACAAUGUACAGUCACUUCCACUGCCAACCAAACACAAAGGCACAGGAAUCACAGUACUGGAGUUUGAAUUGGCAAAGCCACUGGUAGCAUAUUUUACAAGACAACUGACCAUUUGGAUAUAUUAUUUAACUAUUGUCUUUUUUGGUAUAUAGUGUAAUGGUGUACAAAUGUUAAAUGCUGUUAAUAUCUGUUGUAAUCCCUUUAUGAUAUAUAUACGUAUGUGUAUUUGUUUUAUUUCUUUGUCAGUAAUGUUGAGACAUUGUAUAUACCAAACCUUUUGGUUAUGUAGUGAUAGGUUAAUUUGUAUGAUUGUUUUUUAUUCAUUUAUGAACAAUUGUGAUAAAUGUUUGCAUUUCAAAGGAUACCAGAUUACAGAAAAUCUAACAUAUUCAAAGUCAGCUAAAGGAAUAUUUUAUUUGACUAAAUUUUUUAGUCAUUUGAAAGACUGGGAUAUAAAUCAUACAGUAAAUGGUACAGCUCAUUUGAAUUUACUCAGUAUCUUUUGUAUUAGGUUGGAAGAUAAUAAAUAUGUUUGUUUAUUGUCAUUUUAGAGGAUCCUAAAAGCUGUAGAUUCCAAUAGUUUUAUAGACAUUAACACAAAGUCCCCAACUUCAUCAUUCCUCAAAAAAGUCUGAAGCAUUGUGUGCUAGAGAAAUGCUGUAGGGAUAUAUUGAUUUUCUUUGUACACAUUGGUAAUAAAAACUAUGAACUUUAUUUUCAAUAGGGUGAUACUGAUUUGUUAGGAAACCUCAUUGGUGAUAAAUGUGGGUUAUGAAAGUUCCGUUCUUUUGUUUCUUUGGUUUCAGGUAUCAUGGUGCUCAUCUCUCUCUCUUUAGAGGUAGUAUACUGAUUUGAUGGCAAAUAAGACCCAUAGACAUGAAGGCCCUUGCUUUUCUGUAGGAAAUAUUUAGAAAUGAAAGUGGUAAGUGUAUUUAAGCUUUCAAUUUAAUUUCAGGUUUUUAUGGAAAAAAACGAGGACAAAACAUAUAGCUUUCAUUAAGUAAACUGAUAUUAGUCAUACUUUCAUGGUAGGUUACUUUCUAUUGCCCAUAGUCAUUCCAUUUUAUAUAGAAAUAGGGAUCCAAAUAAAUACAGUGCUGCUUCUCCAUGAACAUAUGAAUCUGUUUAGAGCUGUCAGCCACUCUCCAUAUGGGGUAUUCUAAUCCUGUUGUAAACAUUGUAUCUGAUGCAAAAAAAAAAGUCCAAUGUGAAUGUGAUUUUUUUUAUACUGUAGUUUUUAAAAGGGAAUUACACUCUUGAUAAAAGGAACAUCUACAAUCAAACCAACCCAUUCUUUGGAAUUCUCAUGCAAGUGAUUGAACUUCUAAUUAUAACCUAUUAAGAGUUUGAAUUAACUUCCUUACUUAAAAUCAUGGUAAUCUUUGGUUACUAAAUGUAUGUACUGGCCAAAUUCAUCACCAUUAAUUUUGUAACUUAUCAGUCUUUUUCUUUUCUUGCCUCAGAAAAAUCUUGAACACGGAUUUCACUGUUUUUAACUAUGUUGAACUGCACUUGUGAAUACAUACCUUAGUUGUAGCCAAAAUAUGUUGCAUUGCUUAGAUGCAUAAGUGUCAGUUGUCCACAAUUGUGAGGUUCCUUCUGGUAUUAAGGUUUGUAGUUAUGAUAGCUGUUCCCCCCCUCUGUCUCCUUUCUUUUGCAUGAGCAUAUGAAGCAAGAUUUAUUUCUCCAUAAGUUGGUUCAUUCUCUAAAGGAGAAAAUGUAUUUGGUUUCUUGCUCUAGUGUGAGCACCUGCGGCAUCAUGCCAGUGCAAAGCGUCGUGUUACAAAUCCUGUUUGCUUCACACUGCAAGUCUCGAUCCCCACCUGUUACCCCUAGGCCCUCUGGUAGGCAUUCAGGCAGUUUCUGGGGGUCAUGCUCUUUUUCAAGAUCCCCCAGAUUUUGAUAAAUUGCGUCAGUCUCCUGAUUAGGGCCCGAGACCUUCUAAGGCCUGUUUGAGUUCUUGUUCCUGGCCUUAGCACAGAAUUUGGGUCUGCAACAGGAUUUUCCAUUGUUAGCUAACCAGGUAUUUUCUUUGUUUCUGCUAUUCCUGAGUCCUCUCUUUGGGAACUCUUUUGAGGGAGAGACCUAAGUUUCUGGCACCAGUUAUGGCACAAUGGUAGCGUGAAGUUAACCCUUAUAUGCCAGGCUAAAAUGUACAUUAGGAACUUCGCUAGACCGGGACAACUUUAAGGUUGGCCAGUUAAAUUUUAAAAAUUCAAUGGAAAGAGGAACAUAUGGAAAUGCACAUGGUAUAAAAGAAAAUAUUAUGAAAAAUUUUCUUCACCAUCCACAGGAAGUUGAAAGUGAAUAUUCCAACCUUGUGCUGUGCUUCUUUUCCAAGACACUUGUAAAUGUAAAAUAGUAUGCUCAUUUAAGACCCACAUAAAAAUAUGCAAAUUUUAGUGUUAUACGUUUUCUUUCUAAAUUUUUUUGCUUCAUGUUACAAAAUACACUUACAGCUCACAUAAUAAUAGAUAAGAUCUAAAAUCAGUAAGUUCCUGAAUAUAUUUACAAUAAAAUAUUUAUGAGAUGUAGUACUAGGAUGGGGAGAUGCAGAACCUUUUAGUGAGGUACACUUCUUUUUUUGUUUUUGUACUUUAGUUGGCAAAUUUACUAUUAUAGCUGAAAUGCCACAGGAAAAGAUAAGACAUAGAACCAACAGCAAUCUUUGGGUAUAUAUUCAUGGGCAAAUAUAUACAAGAUGUCCUGGGAUAGGGAGAUGCAGUAAAUUCCCCCUUGAACUCUAAAGUCGCACUAAUCUCCCCUGUAUCCUAGACUGAGGUGUUAGUGUUGCCAUAGUCAUUUAUGGCCCAUUUAAGUUAUUUGAACAUUUUCCUGCAAAAUUCAUUCAAAGUCCAUGGUGUAGAAUAUAAAUUCUCACUUGAGUUGGGCUGGACAGAACAUCAAGAGCUAGUACGAAUUGCUAUGCCUCAUAUGAUCAUUCCUGGAUGCAGGGGGUAAUUCUUCUUUGGACCAAGUUUUUGCUUCAAAUUUGGUCUCUUUUUGAAGAUUUUAAAUGUUUUAUAUUACAGAGUGCUGGGAGUUUUGCUGCUGCUACCCCUACGUCUUGUGCCCUCUGCUGUGGAUUCCAAUUCCAGAGUUGGGGAAGAACAGGUUACCUCUGCUUUUCAGAAAUUUCUUUGUCUCUACACAGCCAAGUUUUCUGAUAUUUUGGCAGCGCCAGUAUUUCAGAAUUCCAGUUCACUUAGGGGAGUAAAGUUAAAGCCAAGGGCUGAACAUCUGUCAUCUCCUAAACUAGCCAAGUCGGUAAUUAAUAGGUUGGGCUCUGCUGCCGAAUUGCUUCUAAAGAAGUUUCUUUCAAGUCCUGCUUGCCCUUUCUUCUGUUGUUUAUGAGAAGGCAAGGCUUAUCACAUGAAAUGGAACAAUUAGUACCUGGAUCUGCCUCCCUCUCUUGUUAAGGAUUCAAAUUUUUUCUCCCUCCUCAGUCCCAUAAGAAGGCAGUCUAUUCUGGGACAGUGAUUUUCACCUCUAUGGAAUUUUACACCAAGUCAGCAUUCUGUGUUAUGGUAUGUCUUGACUGAAAUGACAAUUGUUGCCACUGAUUAGAUUGCCAGGGACUUAGUUUUGGAUCUUCUUCCUGAGAAUCAACAGUUUUAUAAUAACCUCAUGGGGUUUUUUGGAUAUGUGGACAAGGCUAUAUCCAGUGCUCACAGUGAGCAUAUUCAUUAUUACCAAUUCCAUAGCAAAGUGGUGGGAACAACUUAACUCUGUCUUCACAAAGAAAACUAAUUUAGGAACGUACCUUAAUGGUGUAAGAGAGUGCCCUGUAAGAUUCAUGAGCACCGCAGUCAGGGCUUAUUAAGUAUGAUGGGCCGUCCCACUGCUCAGCCUGGCAGGACAUGCAUCAAGAAUUAGACAGAGCUUCCCAAGUACUCGUAAACAACGAGUACUCUAAUAAGCUCAUUAACCAUGAGAUCAAGAAAGCUCUUGAGAAAUGGUAUAAAAAUGAAGACGUACCUGAAGAAGAAAAAGACACCAUCACCUUAUACUACAAGGCUUUUAUGCACUUGGAAGUACUGGGAGGAGGAGAACACUAUUAAGAAGAUCAUGAGGGAAAAUGUCACUCCCACCAAGUAAAGAAAGUCAUAGAGCUUGUUGUAUAUUACAAGAAUAAAAGAACUUGGGACUUGAUAUUGCAAACCAACCCCUCACCCCCAGCUGGAGACCCCCUGAAGCAUUCCAGUGUAGCAUAACAAUAUCAAUGCUCUAUCCAUGGAUAUCCUGGAACAUUUAUUGGCAUGACUACUCUGCAGCUCGCAAAGAGGAUUUCAUGUCACGUACAAGAGGGCACUAUCAAGAACCAUGCCCUCACCUGUCACAAUUACACUCCAUCCAGUGACAGCAUUAUCAACACCAACACCAUCAUCGGCAGUGCCCCAGACCCAAGAAACUACACUUGCUGGAAACCAUCCUCUUCCUAGACAAGAAGCCCUCUUUGAAUACUACUCAAGAGUCCUUUCUACUCCCUGCUGACAUAUGGAGAAACCCAAACCAAGAUGACAUGGUAUUACUAAAUAAUACCACACCAGAUACGACCACUGAACAAGACACCCCAAAUCAAGAAAAGAAAACCAGACUACACCAGGCAUAAUAUCAUGCAACAGCAACACGCCAAUGACAAUUCGGCAAGUUGUGACAUCAUGCAACCACCUGCUCCAACCAACCAGAAUCUUGCAAGGAGAGGUGCCCUUCCCUUACAGCGGUCUGAGAGACUACUGCAGCGUCCGCAUAGGACCCACCUUUGAUCUUGAAACGGGUUUAGCAGCUGGAGAGAGAGAGAGAGAGAGAGAGAAUCAUUUAGUAUCUUUAGUCAAUUAGGCUUGAGAUCCAGUUCAUACUGCGCUAUGUUUAAUAUAUUCAAGUUGACAAAUACCACAUUUUUUACAUGAAGCCCCCAUUUGGAGUUUUAAUGCCAUUAUUUUCAAUAAAACCAGUAAUAAUACCUAUAAUAAAAAUUAUAUUAAAGGAAAUAUUAGUAUUUGGCCUUGAGCUAGGUCAAAGUAACUGUAAACAGUGGUUGUUUGCUGCAGAGUUAACUAACUGGAUACAUGUUCUUUACAUCUAAGGUCAAGAGGGGUAUUUUCAAAAAUGGGUUUUGGGGGAAAAUGUACUGUAGGUCUUAUAUGCCAUCAAAUAUGAUAAGGUGUUCUUAGUUAAGCUGAAGAAUUUUGGAACUUGCACAUCAACUUAAGCUUAUAAAAGGAGGAAACAUCUUUUAUAAGGAAUUAUUAUAGUGUGUGAAGGUGAUCGAAAAAUAUUUACAUGGAAAUUACUAGGGAGCGACUCAGCCACCAUCAUGGUCAAAAAAAUUUUGUCAAAAAAUUUUCAUCAGAAAAUAGCAUUUGGCCUUUCCUAUGUUAUUGCAGUAGACUACAUAAUGGUCAAAGACAAAAGCAUGGAAUCUUUAUCCAGUAAAACUUCUUUCCUUUUUUUUUUUUUGAUUGAUAAAAUUUUUAUUUAUGCAAGUAAAAUUUUUCUCAUGGGUCUCUCUCCCUUGACUGUGGGUUUGAUCAGGUUGAAAGAAUACCCUAUAUCAGUUAACAGACUUUUGAGAAGACACCUUUCUCUAGUGUACAGUAUUGAUUCAAUAACAGUCCCAUGCAAACCAAUUUCAGUGUUAGGAGCAGAAUAAGUAAAAUAUCACCAAAGGAAAUGAUUUACAGUACUACUGCUAUCUUCUCCACCAAAGAAAAUACAUCCUUUGGAAGUUAUCUACGAAGUUAACUUAUGUGGAGAUUUUUUAAAAACAGUAUUGUACAGUACUGUACUAAUCUGGUAGUCCAUUAUAAUUCUUAAUUGUGUUUUCUCUUCACUACAUUAAGCAGGCUGUAGAAAAGGGAACUGUUUUUCAUUACUGUAUUUUACUUACCUUUUCCUUGCAGUCAGAGUUGCUGAAGUAAUUCCCUUCUAGAUAUUUUAGUUAGACACAGAUUACUAAUGCAUUUAACUUAGAGUUAAAAGCAAUGAAAGUGAAUAUCUGCAUUACUUUGAUGAAACAAAUGCCAAAACCAGAUGGAAACUCAGCUUACUAAACAAGGAUUUGGUAGUUUAACCAGUGGAUCAGGUAUUACAGACACUGCACUAGUACAUAUAACAUAAUGAUUCUUCCCCCAGUCUCUCUGUAUCUUCCUUCUUUGUACUAGGUGGUUUGGUAAUUAUUUUUAAAGAACUGUUUUUGCAAAUUAACUAUAAUAUUUUUUGCUUGAAAAAGAUACAGUAAACAUUAAGAAAUUGGACAGCUAUUCAUGGAACUUUGAAAGAUUAAAAUAGAUCUCACGGUUCAUAGUCGUCCCACUGGCCCUAGAACAUAUUCUUUAGUUUGAAGACCUCAAGAAAGCCUAUUUUAGUAUCAACUUUUGAGUCUCCAUGGUCAGAGUGACUUGUAACUUUUAUGGAAUUUUGCUUACUUUCAUAUCAUGACGAAGAUUAUUCAACCAGCAUUUCCUUUUAUUGUGUCAGACAUCUGUAACCUGAGUGCAUUUCCUUUCAGUGUCAGACAUCUGUAACUUGAGUUAAACAGAUAACUAUGUUCAGAAUCCAAGAGUAAAGAGGGUUUGAAAACCUUUUUGUUCAGUGAUUAGUCUCCCCCUUCUUUUGAGAUCCAGGAGGGAGAUUACCUGCAUUGAGCUUAUACUAGAGAUGUAUCGGAUGCCUGAAAAUGGGAUUUGUGGAUGCGGAUAUCAAUUUUUCUAUAUUUGCUAAUGUGGAUAUCAAUCUUUUAAAUUUGCGGAAGCAAAAGCGGAUAUUUGAUGACCAUACCCUCUUAGAUGCGGGUACAGAUACGUACUUUUUAAAUCUAAAUAAUUUAGAUAUAUAUAUUAAAUUGUGAAAGAUGAUUUUCUGCCAAAUAAUUCAAAAUUAUGUUACCACAUAAUAUUUGAUGCACUAAUUGAAAGUAGCAACAUAAGUGAUACUCAUGUGUGGGUAUAUACUUUUGUAUGAACAUACAAACAUUAACAGCAAUAUACAAAUGUUUUAGUUGUCUUAGCACAAGGUUAUUUCAUGUUCAUUGCAUAAUACGUAGGUAACAAAACUCAAAGCCAUUCUUCAUAUGAGAGAGAGUGUGUGUGUUUCCUAAAAAAAAUGAAAUACCCUGCCUCUGUGAUUAUAACUGCUUUAAAUGACAUGAAAUUACUUGAAUAUGCUUCAAAACAAAUACAGGCGGUCCCCGGGUUACAACGGGGGUUCCGUUCUUGAGACGCGUCGUAAGCCGGAACAUCGUCAAAAAUCUUAAGAAAACCUUACUUUUAAUGCUUUGGGUGCAUUGAAAACUAUGUAAACUGCAUUCUUAUGGCAUUUUUCAUCAAAAAAACCUUCAAAUAUUGAUUAUUUUGCAUUUUUGGUGUCAUAUUUCAUCUCCCAGAUGAGCGUUGUAGGCGUCAUAACCCUGGAAAUAACGUCUAUUGACAAGCGUCGUAACCUCGGAACGUCGUAAGCCAACACCGUCGUAACCCGGGAACUGCCUGUAUAGCCUAUAACAGAGCUACUUAUAAAGUAUAUACUGUAUGAAAUGUGUAAUUAUGUAUCAUGUACAUAUUCUGUAUAAUAAAGUGAAAAAGCAAAGUUCUGCAAAAAAAAAAAAAAAAAAAUCUACCUUUAUAGAUACUUUGUAUCAGUAUGAACUAUUGAACACUGAGCAGGGGUUGGUUGGUUGGUUUUAUAAAGUUUAGGUGUAACAUCAAGCACUGGGGCAGCAAAGGCCAUUCAGCGCUUACCACUGAGCAGGGGGUUGAUAUUUUCAUUCUCAAGCUGUGGAUGCGGAUGUUGCUCGUAGUGUUAAUGUGGAUCUGGAUGUGGAUACAGAUGUUAUGAAACUGUCAAUGGGGUUGCAGAUUUAUAAAAAAUGCAGAUAAAAAUCCGCGGAUGCAAAUAUUUAAUACAUCUCUAGCUUAUACCAAGAAUGUUCACAGACCAGAUCACUUGUCCACAUAAAGUAUUGUAAUCUGGUAAUUUUCAUUAAAUACCUUUUUGGAAUUCUACAAUAUGGGUUAGUAAGCAGUAUAAGUUUUGCACUAGUGAGUUAUUUUCACUUGAAGAUGUUCACUUCUUACUGAGUUACUUUGAUAGCCAAUUACAGGCAAAAGUAGUACAACUACAACUUUGUCUGAUUGGUCACUGCUGCAGACAGCUUUGAACCAUUUAGUUUUAAGUUAUAUGGCUUUUGGUAAUUUCUAAAUGCAUAUAAGAUAAAAUGUUCACAUGUUCCCAAGCGAUUUCAUUACCAAAGUGAAUAGUUGUCAUAUGCACUCUGUUUUCAGAUUCUUAUCUUUUAUUUAUUUCAGUGCUGAAAAGUUUUAGUUAAGUAACUUUCUGCAGAAUAGUGCAAGUGCAGGUCAUGCACUGUACUAUUUCUUUCCUUGUUUUUUUACUCUUGAAAUCCUGCCAUUCCACACCAUAUUUGAAUAUCUGACUCAUACUUUUAAGGUGCUAUCACAAGGAUGAUUUUUAUGUCAUCUUGGGAUGCCAUGUCGCAAAUAAUUGUGUCAAGUAGUGCUCAUAUUGUAGUAUUGGCAGAGUUCUUUGUGCUGUAAAUAGUUUUUCCUACUUAACCAAGUAAUAUACUUACUUAAUACUUCCCAUUUUGCAAAUAAGUUUAUCACUUGGAAUAUGAUGCUUAUAGGAUCUGUGGAUGUGAUUUUAAAAGACUGGCGCAUUUUUGUUUUCAACCUAGCCUGGGCUAAAACUUGACUUGUUCUAUUACAGUAAUUUAAUUUAUUAAGUCAUUCCUAGAAUGUUAUAGAAUAUAACAUUGGUUGAGAAGUACUGAAUUUUUCCUGUGGAAACUAAGGUUGCUAUAUUGGACUGGAGAGUAUAUGAUAUGGAUGUCUUUACUUUUGUCACCAAUGCUUGCUACUUUGAGUGAACUCCAGCAUCAAGAUACAAAAGAGCUUCGAGAAAAUGUGCCAAUGUGAAAACAAUUAGUCAACUGGCUGUCUGCCUUGAAAUAAAUUUUAAGGCUCAUAUGUUUGAAGGUGGUAAAAUUCAGCUAUCCAAAUAUUGUCAUUUUCAGUUGUUGAAUGGCAGAUCUUUGGCAUACGAUUUUGUUAAAAUUUCCAAGAAUUACCUAGUACCUUUGUAUACCCAUUAUCUAGUCAUGGUUGCUGUGCCAUCCAUGUAUUCUGUACAGUUUUAAUGCUUUGUUACAUUUUAGUUUAUCUGAACUGUUAUAUGUAUUAUUAUUAUUGUAUUAUUUUAAUUUCAGUGUAAUUUAUUAGCCCCUCCUAAUGCCUAAAAUAUAGUUUUGCAUUUUUUGGAUUUUGAAAUACAUAUACUUGUGAAGGAAGUAAUUUGUUAGCUGCAAAUAGUUUAACCAGACAACUGAGUUAAAAAUUCCUAACUCGGUGCACUGACAUUAAGGGUUUGUUUACAUUUGUAUGUUGUGUAAGAUGCAAUUGCUUACAUGCAUUUCAAAAGAUAUAGGUAAGUCUGUAAUAUGAAUUAAAAACAUGACAUUCUUGUGUCUUGGGAAACUUCAUAAACAAUAUGUUUUUUAUUGAUUAGUCAACAUUAAUACUGUUUAUAUUAAGUUCUGGAAAGAAAAUAUUGAGUGUACCUAUAAUUUACAUUUUCAGUAGUCAUAUUACGUAUAUAUGGGUGUAACAGUUCAGCAUAUCCAUUAUAAUCCAGUUAGUUUUGUAAUUUCACUUCCUUUAUUUUAUUUUAUCAAAUAGUUUAACCAGAUGCUGAGUUAACAUUAGGUAUUAAAGAAUUCACUUAGUAAAUUCUCUUAAUGUGUAUAAUUUCAUCUGUUUAGGAAGCAACUUGUUUUACACCUGGAAGCUGUUAUAAGAUUGCCUGGAAAUGUUGCCACAUUGGAGUUUAAAAUCUUAUACAGGUAGUCCCCAAUUAUCGGCUGGGGUUCCGUUCUCGGUGGGGUGCUGAUAAGUGAAAACUGCUAUUAACCGAAAAUCAGUGAUUUGUGGAGCCGAUAACCAGUUAAUGGCGCCUCUGUUAGGUAUGUUAUGACACCAUAAUUAUUAGGUGCCAAUAACCAGGGACUGCCUUAUUGCAAAGAAAAUUUAUAUAAUUUUUUCUUAAAACCUUUUCCUGUCAUAUAGUUAGUAUGCAUAUUUAUUACUAUUGACAUUCUAUUUACAGAAAGUUAAAGUCAGGAAUUUUCAUGGACUUGAAGUGAUCCAGCUGUAAUUUGGGUUUCAAAUCAUACUAAAAAUAUUUGAUUUUUUAAAUUCAUAUUUAGGGCCAGAUAAGUUUUAAAAAAUUAUUAAUUCCCACAUAUUUUGUGUAAAAAAGUGAUAAUACUUCAAGCAGAUCAAAUUUUAAUUUAUUUAUAAUAUUUUAUAUAUUACAGACUCCUAGAAUUUGUAAUUAGUAAUAAAUUUAGCUGAAUCAGCAAGUAAUAAAUGAAACUCAUGAAUAAGUAGGUCCAUACCAAGUUGAUUGUUGUUUUAUAACAGCCCCAUUAUAAUAUGCUGAAUAUCAGUCUGUGAUUUUCUUAUGAUCACCAGCCUUUUUAUCAGACAGGAGGAGAUAUUCUUCCCACAUACCUGGACCUUGAGGUAUGUAUAAUCUUUGUGUUUCUUCCUUUCAAUGUAGUUCUUGUUUGAUAAAGUGAAUUUUACAUUUAAUAGGAAUCUUAGACAACCAUUAGCGUCGUAGUUUUACUGGCACCACAUUCAGUAGGUACGUUGGAGUAAGUAAUUACCUUUUUGAUCAGAGAAAAUAUCUGUUUAGCAGUGUUGCCUCAUUCUAGCUUUAAGUGCAUUAUUGUGUGUGUGUUGUUUAAGUAUUAGUAAUAGUGGGGCAUUUACUUUUUACUUUGGGUUUUUGAUACAUUAGAGGAAGCCAUAUUUGGCAUUUCCUUAUUUUUAAAUGUCUUGUGCUUACUUGAUACAGCAAAUAGUAAAUAUAUAUGGUAUUACCUCUUUCUACUUUUACUUUUGUGAGUUAUGUGAUUUUAUCUUUCUAUUGUCAAUGAAAAAUUUCAUUUUCUCUUGGUAGAUGAAAAUGAGACCUCAGAAGGCAAGGCCUGUGCUUACUAUCCUUAUAAAAUUUAUGACUUGAGGAAAAGGCAUUGAGGUUAUGGAAGCCUUAGCCAACAAGACUGAAGACUUGACAGCAAGUGUAACAGCACAAGGUAACAAGGUAGAAUGAGAGGAGACCUCAUUGUCUUUGCUAUUUGAGUUUCAUAAGUCUGUCCCUGCACGUACUACUAAUAAUAAAAAUGUGUAAAAACUGACCAAUGGACCAUUUCACUGUAUGAGGCACAAAUUUGUUCUGUGAACCCAGUCCUCUACACAAAAGGCACAUCAAAUGGAAACCCUUAAUUAAGAAACAAAGGACCUAAAAUUUUCUCCCUGUUAGUAUAUUUAAUUGUACUAUGGUAUUAAUUACAUGUCCCAACAGUAGAAAACAAAGGGGGAUGGUAAAAAUGGCAUAAAUGGAAAUUAUAGUGUAAAAUGAAUUAUGUAGAAACAAAUAGAAUUCACAUUCGAAUAACUAAAAAGCAGAGAACUGAAAACAAACCAAAGGUAACCUGUUACCAUGAAAGAGCAAAAACAGUAAGUUCAGUAGUGAAAAUAACAGUACACUGUUGCCAAGAAAAUUCCAUGAAAUUGUAUAGCAUUUAUGACAAAACUGGCAAAACAACUGCAUAGUGCAAAAACUGAAAAUUAAAAGUUAACUUUUUCACUGGACAGUUUACUGAAGUAAUCCCAUGACUUAAUUUAAUGCCAUGAAGCCCAGCAAGCUCAGUUAAGUAAAUCCAAAGCACAAGAAAUCAUGAAAAUUACUUACCAAUAAAACGAAGUUAGUUUUCUCACAGUAACCUUACAGUGGUAAUUGAAAUCACUGGCUCGGAAAGGAAAAGCUCUACGUAUUAUAUUCACAUAUCACCAUUAAAUUGGCAAUGCAUGAAGUGAAUGGCUAGUUACAGAAAACACUAAACUGAUAAUCCUAGGAGAGUAACUUUGCCAAUGUUCACACACUGUAGUCCCAUGGGAGAAUAAGAACAUGGCACCUCCUGUAAUGUGUUUUGAGCUUGAGCAGUGUGGAUUUUGGGAUGUAAGGGUCUUAUCAAAAUGCAACAAGGGGGCUGUUUUCAUAGAAUAAGGCUAUUUUUUUAUUACUGAAAUUGAUUUACAGAAAAAAAUUUCGUCCAUGCCCACUUCUCUGUAUUUGCCAAAAGUCAUUGGUAAAGAGCAAGCUUGUGGAUUACCACCAUGUUCAGCUGCCUACUACUCCACCUGCUUGUGCUGAUCUGCCUGUGUUUCACCUUCCUUGCUUGCUGACCAGCUGACAUGUUCAUCUCUCUGCUGUCCCCCAUCCAUUGGCUAUAACUGGUCUGGACUCUACUGUAUCAUUGGAAAAUUAUUUUUCUUCAAAUUGAUUGUCUGCAGUUGAUAAAAGGGCCUCUCUUCUAUGCCUUCUCCAGUAGUAGCCGCUUCCCUUUCAGAAGCUGAAUCUUUAUCAAUUCCUGGUACACCAUAGGUGGACACACUAAAAUGUUGGUACACCCAUGCCUAUGACAAGGCUGAAAGAUGUCCUAAUAACUGGCUCUUUUAAUGAUGUUUGGGCUAUUCUGGUUUGCCCACAUCUGCUUCCGAUACGAGUUCCAUCUAUUUACUUCACCAAAGGUCGAAGCGAUAGGUGUGCUCAGCUCAGAACUUUUUCCUUGGGGUCAUGCUUGCAAGUAUUAAGAAAGCACCUCUUAUCUCCAGUAGUCAUCAUUAACCUGGCCAUCACAGCAAUGGGCAUCUUUGUUCUUCAAGAAAUAUAACAAUUAUUGUUACUAUUCUUGCAGUUGAAUGACAAAUGGAAUCUUGCAUACUGAACAUGACUGUUCCACCUUUGUGAGAUUCCAGCAGCAAAUUACAGUGUUCCAAUUGGCAUCCCUCAUGUUCGUGACAGGGUUAAAUGGCAGUAAGAGUGCAGUAGUACAGUAGUGUCAGUCAGCAGGAGUUAACCAUAGUACUUAUAUAUGCUUAGUAAUGUCAGUCUGCCUCAAGUCAGCAAAGGACUGGUUCUUUGUAGACAUCAGUAGACUUGCCAAGAGACUUUUAACCACGAAGAUGCAAACUGUUAAGCAUGUGCAAGUGUCAAUUCCAGCUGGUGAUGGUUAGUUGUGUGUGGCUUUCCUUAAUUUGAGACUGGUUUGUAAUGAAUUAUAGUUGCAGUGAGGAUUUUACUCGUGCAAAGGAUGCUCUUUGAUGCCCUUUGUUAAGGCAAUUCUGUAUCACUGAGAACAGUUUGGGCUUUCAAGAAUGGAGUUUCUUGUUUUAGAUGAAAACUAAAAAGUUUUGUUAAUCGCUGUAUUCAAAGGUAAAGGCUCAUGUCACUGGUCAGCAGUAAAUCCAGCAUAAAUGAUUCUCAAACUGUCACCCUUAUGAAGCUCCAAAGCAGCGAUUUCCAGUAGUUAGCUACUCAUUGUUCAUUUUUGCCAUGGGACAGCAGCCAUGUAAGUUUUGAGAUGUAAGUGGUUUCCUGCAGUCUUGUAAGUAAUGGAAGAAAUUUUGUAAAGUAUUUCUCACCAUUUGCUUUCACCUAAACCUUGCUGUUAACAUGUCACAUUGGAUAGACACUUGUUUUUUUUCCCAGAAAUUCCUGUGUCAAACUAUCCAGAGCAGUUUUGGUUGCAAUUUACUGCCAUUAAAGUUGCUUAAUUGUGUCUGUCUAUUGGGCAAAGGGUAGGUACCUUCACUGCAUUCAUUAACCUUGGAAUGUUCAUCACUAAAUUAACAAGAUAUCUUUCUAGAUGCAAGAUGUGGUGACUGAAGAAGGAUUUCCAUAAUUGACAGCCUCUACCGAAAGUCGAUGCUUGUCUCGUAAUAAGCGCCUUUAACGGCAUUUACUUAUUCUUGUGUAAGCGCAAUCAAUGGUACUCACGGCGCCGUAACUAGACACCUAAUCUUGAUAAAAGUAUUUGAAAAAGCACCAUAAGGUCGGAAUGCCAUAACUUGGGGACACCCUGUAUAAGUACACUGGGUUCUUCAGCAUCUUCAUUUUCAACCUUAAUACUGGAUCAGGCAUUUAAGUAAAUAUUGGUGUUAUGAUGGACCAAAUUGCAUAUGUAACAGAACACAGUGAUUGGUAUCCUUCCAGUCCCCAAGAUGUUUUUACAUAAUUUUCUGACAGGACAUCAAUUGAACCAUAUUAGGGAAGUAAUACUUCCGAUGCCGCAAGAGAGGAGGAAAAAACUUGGAAGAUCUAUUGGAGUGCAGAGAGCUAUCACGAUCUGAGACCAGGGUGUUCACGUUGUAAAAUGGACUGAGCAUGCCCCGACAAGGGAAGCACAAAUGAAGGCCUAGAAUCUCGUCUGGCACCCAGUAAGGCCUCUAUACCCAUAGGAGUCAUAGAAGACUGAGCCUGUGUCCGAGGAAGAAACUUGAAAGAUCUAUUGGAGUGCAGAGAGCUAUCACGAUCCAAGACCAAGGUGUUCACAUGUUUUGAAAUGGACCGAGUAUGGCCCAACAAGGAAAGCCCAAACAAAGGCCUAGAAUCUUGUCUGGCACCCAGUAAGGCCUCUAUACCUUUAGGAGUCAUAGAAGACUGACCCUGCGUCUGACAUUCAAGAUGGUUGAACUCACGAAUGAGAUUAACAACCUCAGAGAAAGAGGACAGAAACUCUGGCUCUCUCCCUCCUCAUGCUCUGGCAAAGGAGACCAACGACGUGAAGGCGGCGGCUUGGCAGGAUCCUCAUCUUUCUGCAACAGCAUUGGAGAUGCAUAACCUAGGUAGCCUAGCAUCAUGUUCCUUAUUGGUUGGAGUGGAGCCCCUAAACACUGAAGAUCCCAAAACCGAGGGUUCAGGAACACUGUCACACGACGAAACUCGUACAUGGUCCCGAUUUGAACAGCAUACCUGCUUGAGAGAUGAAUCACUUACACAUCCGUGGGGAUGAAUCACAUACACGUUCGCGUGACGAAUCAUGUACGUGGGCGUGUGAUGAGUCAAGUCCAUGAGACGACAACCGACCACAGUCCCAAGACAAGGAACACAUGUCGAAAAGAACUGCCUGAGGGAGACUUGACUCCUAAGGUUACUGUCUCUAGUAGGAGAGUGAAAAACAUGUCCACGGACCAAGGAUGCUUCAUACUCUUGACCAUCAACCGCAACCUCACAGAGAGAAGAAUCCUUGGAAACAGCAGGAGACACCUUCGUAGCAGAUACCUUUGACGACUUAAUUGGCGCCAUAUUAUCCUUCUGACAGACUGGAACAGGGAUGGGGUAAGGGGCUAGCACCACUGAAAUCACAACCAUGUACGUGUAAGGAAGUGUGUGUCACGAGCGCACAAGGAAGAUGGUGAAGCUUUCUCAACACUCCCAUCGUUAAGAACACGUAUACGUGAGGGAGUGGCCCAGCCAUGGAAGGAAGGUGGUGAAGAAUCCCUCUCAUGUACUGCAUCUCCUGAUCGUGAACACGUACAGGUAAGGGAGAGACACGGCCAUGAAGCAAAGUCUACGAUGCAUUACUCACACGUACGGGAGAGACAUGGCUGUGUUGGGAAGUCAGCAAUGCCUUCCCUCUUCGUACCUCCCUUCCAAUCUCUCAAACACGUACAUGUAAGGGAGGAACACAGGCGUGUUGAGAAGAUGGUGAUGCACUCCCUUCACUCACAGAAGAUGAAGCCACAAAGUCCUUAAUUUUCUAACGUCUGACUUGAGAGCGAGAAGAAGGAGGAGACAAAGAAGCAGAUGUAAUAAAACCCCCUCUACGACGUUUCUUGCUAGAUGGUGGAGGGGAAGAAACACUCCAUUUACGACUCUUCCCAGAGAGAGCAGAAUAUUUCUCUCAAAAACAAAGUCCAGCCUUUUCAAACACUGUUUGAAACGUCUCUGAUGGCUCAGCGAGAGCAAGCGAUGACAUCAUAGCAGAAUGGAAUGAUGUCACAAUCACAGGAGGAAGAGACGCCACCAGAACUGAUGUCAUAGGCUGAGAGGAUGCUGGGAGUGAUGUCACGACGUCUCUAAAGGCAGCGCUGGUCGAUGAACUCACUUCAGGAGCGACAGAGACGACCCAGAAAGCGUCAACGUUGAUAACAGCAUCCUGCUAGGAGACAGCUCACUAGAUCUAAAAUAAUGUAGUCCUGGGAGAAGCGGGACUGGCAUCAGGGCUGGAGGGGGGGUUGCCUCCAAGAAAUGAGCCAGCAGGCCAUCCAAGGAGAGGGUACCCCCUUAGGCCUAGCAACGCCCAAACAGCCACCAUCGUUUGAUUCUGAAUCUGAAAUUAAUGAAACACGAAGCAGCAGCCUCCCUCUCUGGAAGGAUAUUGGAUCCCAUGGGAGAGGGGCUACAUUACACAUCAUCAUCCUGUACAACUCCUGAUACUUCUAACAACGAAUCGAUGGAAGAAAAGGAAGGAGAUGAGGAACAAAUGCAGCGGGGGAGCACUUCUGGAAGAGGGGGAAGCCGAAUCCUCUAAACAAGGUGCAGGAAACCCCUCCCAAGAAGGAAGAAUAGAAACUCUGCUAUGCUCCCUCCUCUUGUAAAACACCUUCCAUUACAAGUUAGGCCAGGGCAGGGAUUAGUAAUAGUACAAAAAUUAGAUAGGCACUUGCUGCAUGUCGUACAGAGAUCUGCAACUGUAGAAGCCAAAAACCUGGAGCACGGAAAACCCUGGACAGUGUGUUUAUAAUGCCAUCCUCCGAGUCAACGCAUAUCACACACAGACAACUGAAAACAAAGAAUCACGGGCAAGAAGAGCAAAAGGGUCUAGUCUCAAAGGUGGUCAAAGAAAGAUUAAUGCAUUACGAGGCGCUUUCUUGGUUGUUGACCAGCCUUCACCUCAUACACACAUGAAUUGCCAGAUCUCACAGAUUCCUUGCUAUACAAUCUUUGCUUGCUUUAACUGGUUUCCAGUUUAUCCUAUUGUUAAGGCCUCAGGUUUGUUAGCUAUGAAAAAAUCAAAUUUAUUAAAAAUUUGGAAUAUUUGUUUAUAGGUACAGACCCAUAUUGUAUAUGUGGGGUAGACUAUAAAGUUCUCCUAAGGUCUGACAAAUAAAAGACUGGUGAUCCUGGGAUAAACUUUAGACUAAUCCAGGCUUAUACAUGAUUAAGGUUUAAAUAAAGGUUUUUUUGCCACGAAGGAAAAAAAUGAAAAAACGAGUCGGCAGAGUACUUUCGGUCCUAUUCGGACCCGAAUAGAACCGAAAGUACUCGGCCAACUCGUUUUUUAAUUUUUUUCCUUCGUGGCAAAAAAACUUUUAUUUAUACAUAGCAUCAUGUUUUAUAUACUUCGUGAUCAAGUUAUUCAUGAUUAAGGUUUGUAUGGAAAACUUUUCAUAUAAUGACAGCUUUAUGUAUUGGGGGAAAAAAAAAAAAAUUAUUUUACAGGACCUACUGUCAGUUAUUUGUUUUAAUGAGGAUUUAGAUUUUGGUUAUUUUUCCUAUCGCGUUAAUUUUUGCCAUUGCAUGUAAUAAUAAAAAGUGCUCCCUUAAAUUGCAAAAUGUACUCAGAAAAUGAGCCAGUAUAGUUAAAAAAAAAAAAAAUUCAUU
This is a messenger RNA of Macrobrachium nipponense, 26599 nucleotides long. RefSeq lists its product as uncharacterized. NCBI's taxonomy places the organism in Eukaryota, Metazoa, Arthropoda, Malacostraca, Decapoda, Palaemonidae. The coding region runs from base 178 to 1455 and encodes 425 amino acids. The record is from RefSeq and is a predicted model, not a curated record. The transcript has 8 exons.